AGGAGUAGACUACACAUUUUCAAUGGCCGAUUUUUGGAUUACCUGAAGUGCUGUAACCAUUAGAUGUACAACAAUGUGUGGCAAGCCCUGUGUCUGGAGACUGGUACUCCUGUGCUCUCUGUUUCAGAUAUCUCUAUCGUACACUAACUCAUAUACAGAUGCUGAAGAAAGACGGCGAAACCAUGUUCCACAUUUGAACAAAAACAAAGUGAACACACUUGGUCCCGUUCUAAAACGACACGUAUCGGAAUUGAGAGAGACUAAAAACAAAAAGGUUGACAUCAUCUUUCUGGUGGAUAGUUCAUCAAGUGUCGGGGCCCACGAUUUCGUCAAUGAGGUGAAGUUCGUGAGAAAACUACUGGCCGAUUUCACAGUGGACUCGAAUCAUACCCGAGUGUCGGUGGUGACGUUCUCCUCCAAAAGUCGAGUUCUACGUCAGAUAGAUUACAUCUCGGAUACUUCAGACGACCAACACAAGUGUUCACUCCUACAACAGGACAUUCCUAAGAUCCAAUUCAGGCCCGGAGGGACGUAUACACUGGGAGCUUUUCUACAGGCAAAGGAUAUACUGAGACACUCCCGUCCAGACUCAAACAAGGCAGUGUUUCUUAUAACUGACGGUUUCUCCAAUGGUGGCGACCCCAGACCACAGGCGCGCUUCCUGCGUCAAAACGGAGUUAAAAUCUUCACAUUUGGAAUUCGGAAUGGACACGUGAACGAACUGUAUGACAUGGCCUCGGAGCCAAAGAAUGAGACCUGCUAUAUUCUCGAGACAUUCGAGGAGUUCGAGUCCCUAGCACGCCGGGCAUUGCAUGAAGAUCUGAGUAUGGGCACCUUCAUGGAACAGCCAAUGGAUAGAUGUUCCCAUCUGUGUCAGGGAAUGGGCACGUGUUGUGACCCUCGGGCCACGUGCGGAUGUGGAACUCACGUGGGACAGUUCCUUUGUGUCUGUCAGAAUGGUCACUACGGAACAGGUCUACCCGGGGAGUGCUUCCCUUGUCCACCUGGAACCUAUAAGGAAAGUAGAGGACCUGGUGACGUCACUUCAUGUACCACCUGUCCAGAUAUCAACCAUACAACAGAGCCUGGUGCUACGUCAUCAUCACAGUGUUUCUGCAAAAAAGGAUUUAGGAACUUCAAUGACACCGGAUGUUCGGCGUUGACAUGUCCGGAGAUGACCCCGCCCAAGCAUGGUUACUUCGUCAACGACAAGUGUAACAAUGUUUUCAAUGCUGCAUGUGGAAUGAAGUGUAAACCCGGGUACGAGUUGCGUGGAAGUAGCCUGCGAAUCUGUCAGGAGGGAGGAGCCUGGUCGGGAACACCCACCAAAUGCAUAAUGAAGACCUGUCCUGCGCUACCUAGGCCGAAGAACGGCAAUAUGAUCUGCAGUAACGACGAUUUCACGUUCUCAACAGUGUGUCGGUUCACAUGUGACACUGGAUAUAAGUUGGUGGGCUCACGUAAACGUCAGUGCCUGGCAAACGCACUUUGGACCGGCAUCCCUACUAGAUGUCGAGAAAUAACAUGUCAGCCACUCCCGUCUGUAAGAGACGGAAAUGUGUUUCCUGCCAUGUGUAAUUUGGGCGAAGUCUCCUUCGGAACAACAUGUCAGAUAUCAUGCUAUGCAGGAUAUACAUUGGUAGGGCCGAACCGGAAACAAUGCACUCCUGACGGCAUGUGGGCCCCGGCCAUGGACGGAGAAAUGAGUAGAUGUGAAGAUACGGAGCCACCCCUUCUGCACUGUCCUUUUAAUAUUGAGGUGGUGGCAGAUGACAGUGAGGACAGUGCUGAAGUAGACUGGAUCGUGCCUUUAGCCUUAGACAACUCUGGUUAUCGGCCCUCCAUCACGGUGGUGCCUGCCGUCCAGCCCCCGAAACGAUUCCCUAUAGGACUGACCGCGGUUAAAUACAUUGCAGAGGAUCACAAAGGCAACCUUGCAAAGUGUCAUUUCAGUGUUAUAAUACGAGACGUCACUCCACCAACAAUCGACCAAUGUUACUCACCUCUCCCGUUUGUUUCUGCGGAACGAUAUGCAAAUGUUUCGUGGGAUGAACCACAGUUCAGUGACAACUCGGGUGAGAGGGUCAGAGUUGAAAGGUCACACGAACCAGGUUUGUUUCCUCAGGGAACAACAACCGUUCGGUACACUGCCUUUGACGAGAGUGGAAACAACAGUACUUGCAACGUGAAUAUUUCUAUCAUUCCCCACCCCUGCCAGUACCCUGACGCCCCGCUGAGUGGAACUAGGGAAUGUAGAGAAGAAGAGGAUGGUGUGUACUGUCACGUGACAUGUAACGAGGGGUACGCCUUCGCCAUAGCCCCAGCCGACCAGUACUUCUGUGCCUAUGACAAUGUAUGGCGACCACAGGACAAAUUGCCAAUCCCGGACUGUUCCGCGAAAUCGGCGUCAGAAGCCCUGACGCAACCAGCCUCCAUUACGUACCUGGCUAGUGUGCCUUGUACCGAACACACCAUCCUGAACGAAAUACAACUAUCGUUCGAGCGCAAGGUGACACAAAAGGUGAACACCCUGUGUACGGACAGUUUCCGGUGUACUGUGGAAAACUUCGAGACAACCUGUGAACAAUCAGAAGACUUCAAUACAAUCAGGGUCGUGCUUGGGCGGGACAAGAGAAGCUUGUUCCACACAUUUGAUCCUUACUCUCAUUACGAACGCACAUUUUCGAAGCGAAGUUCCCCUGGGAUUACUACCAGCAGUACCAUCACUUUCGAAUUUGAUAUCAAAGGCGUGGUUUCAAAAACUGGAAAUGUAACAGUAGAUAUCAGUAAACAGAAAGUACUUACAGACGGCCUGUCCAAAGUUUUGAACAAGCUUGAAGAGAAAGCAACUCGGGGAGAGCUGGACCUUAAUCUGAGCGGUAAACGAAUGCAGUUCGCCAACAUGACGUAUGACUCCAAAGGGCCGCAGCCUAACUGUAAACCUGGUAGUGUUGCUGUCAAAGGCUUGUGUGUUCCUUGCCCGUCUGGGACGUUCUUCAAUGUUGUAUCUAAGGAAUGUGAUGCCUGUCAAACGGGAAGCUUUCAGCCAGAUGAAGGACAGAUCACGUGCAUGGUGUGUCCUGCAAACACGUCUACUCACGGAAACUACUCAAAGUCGGAACACGAGUGCAAAGCGCUUUGUCUGCCCGGAACCUUCUCCAUUGAUGGCCUCGAGCGGUGCGCCACCUGCUCUGUGGGAACCUACCAGACUCUGUACGGCAGAACAUCAUGUGACCCCUGUCCGACCAAUCAGACAACCAUAAGGCGUGGCUCCAGGCAAGUCGCUCAAUGUAAAGAUCGAUGUGGACCCGGCCAUGUAUCUAAGAAUGGCCUUGAACCCUGCUAUACUUGUCCAAGAGACACCUACCAACCAGAAGUGUCCAUGACCUCGUGUUUCCGAUGUCCAGGAGAAGGCACCACGGUUAUGCGUGCCUCAACUAAGUUAUCAGACUGCCAGGGCGGGUGGGACCCACAGAUGCAGGCCGACGAUCCCCCAGGAGAAACGUUGGCACAGACAGUCCCGGCCAACGAUUGCUUCAAAGACGAGUGUCAAAACGGAGCCUCGUGUAUAUUUAGAGAUUUCGGAUUCCACUGUGACUGUCUUCCAGGUUUUGAAGGUACAUACUGUGAGACGGUUACGGAUGAGUGUGAAGGAAACCCUUGUCUCAACGGUGGUGUGUGCGUGGACCUGACAGCCGAUUUCUCCUGUCAGUGUGAACCUGGAUAUACAGGGAAAAAGUGCGAGGUGGAUAUUGACGACUGUGUUGCGUCACCUUGCCAGAACAACGGCACGUGCGUGGAUGAGGUCAACGCCUAUGUAUGCUCGUGUGCCACUGGUUACCAAGGUGAUUCGUGUGAACGUCUGAUAGAUGACUGCCAGACAAAUCCGUGUGAAAAUGGCGGGUCAUGCGAGAAUGUACUGGAAGGUUACACAUGCACCUGUUCAACGGGUUAUGAGGGAGCAGAUUGUGAAAUCAACACGGACGAAUGCGAGAGCUCGCCAUGUCAAAAUGGUGCUGAAUGUGUCGACGGCAUUGGAGCAUUUAGUUGCCAGUGUCUAUCGGGAUUUACAGGGAAGACGUGUGAUAUAGACAUAGAUGAUUGUGCCUUAAAUCCCUGCUCAAUUCUCUCGACCUGUGAGGACAUGAUCGAUGGGUAUACCUGUCACUGCACCUCCGGUUUCACUGGGCCCAAAUGUGAAUCAGAGCUAACGGAUAACUACAUGCUGGUCUUCCCGUCCUCUGGGGUGACAAACUACACUACCACUACCAUCGAGUCCGACCUGACGGCCCUCACAGUCUCGUUCUGGAUGAAGACGGAUGAUGACACGAAUCAGGGAACACCAUUUUCUUACGCCUCGUCGAACAUUAUGGAUAAUGCCUUCACCUUGACUAAUUACGAAGGGUUUGUGAUAAGUGUCAACAACCACCAGCAGGUAACGGACGUGAAUGCGAAUGACGGAGUAUGGCACCACAUCAUAGUCACAUGGGCCUCAAAUAGAGGCUCGUGGAAGAUUUAUAUGGAUGGUAUAGUCUGGGAUUCAGGCUACGAUCUUGCGGCGGGAGAAGCCAUUGCAGGUGGGGGCACGUUCGUUGUGGGUCAGGAGCAGGAUCCCGAAGGUUUCAGUAGUAGUGAAUCCUUUAUAGGACAGUUAACAAGACUUAAUAUAUGGUCCAAUGAACUGCCAUUGACAACCAUUGAUGAAAUGAGGAUAUCAUGUGAGGUUGAACAGGGUGAUGUGAUAGCUUGGGCGGAUAUUCAAUCGGGCAUGCGUGGAACAUUAAGUGCAGAACCGGCCAAUUUCUGUCGAGAUUGUCCGGUUCCGGUCACGCCUACCUACGGCACAAUCGAGUACGGUGGCACUACAUCCGGUUCCAUCGUGACAUAUGCCUGUCUGCGAGGCUUCAAUGUGGCGGGAAGGGACAGAAGGCAGUGUCUGGUAACUGGCGACUGGGAGGGGGAGAGAACUCCUACCUGUCAGCGCGUGGAAUGCGGCUAUCCUGGAAACAUAAAAAACGGAUUUGUAGAUGGUGUCUUUAGCUAUGACAACAGAGUCCGCUACACAUGCUACAAAAAUCAUCGUCUAGUUGGCAACCGAACCCGUUAUUGUAAUGAUAAAGGUUACUGGGAAGGCAAAGAACCUACCUGUGAAGCUGUGAAGUGCAGCCUUCCCGAACUAUCCAAAAACACCAGGGUUCUCCAUUCAAACAGAAUAUUUUCUCCUGGGGAUACCAUUAAUUUUGGCUGCGCUGAAGGGCACAGGAUGUACACGAACCAUUCCACUGUCCUGUGUCAGUCGGAUGGAACAUUUUCCAGAAGCAUACCUUCCUGUGAUCUCCAAAAAUGCAAGGCACCACCUCACGUUGACAUGGCGUCGCCUAGAGAUGAACUAGCCGAAUAUUCAGUGGGACACAUGCUAACGUAUGAGUGCGAUUUCGCAUACGCUUUGUCUGAUAAAAAUCCCUCUGGCACAAUUCGGUGUCUUCCGUCUGGAGAAUGGGAACAAAACGUACCUGUAUGUAACAUUUUGGUAUGCCCAGAGCCACCAAAUGUCAUUAAUGGUAAGGCAGUUUGGACUUCACUCACGUUUCUAAGUACAGCAGAGUACAUUUGUAACCCAGGCUAUACUAUACUAGCAUUAGAUAACAUUGCCGAAUGUGUUGAAACUAGGCUUUGGGAACCGCCUCCGCCUGAGUGUGUACCUGUUGACUGUGGUGUCCCGGAUAGCGUGUCAAAUAGUAUACUCAAAGCCGACAGCUACACAUAUCGGUCGAUUGCAACCUAUCAGUGCAACGGAGGGUUUGAAAUACAGGGUAACGCUCAAAGAUCUUGUCUUCAAAAUGGGUCUUGGAGCGAAGGAAAACCUAUGUGUAGUCCCGUCUCGUGUGGGACGCCAGAUGCAGUCGAAAAUGGUCGAUUUAUCGGAAACGAAUUCACUUAUGGUAACACAGUAAGAUAUCUUUGUGAUGACGGCUACCUAAUCAGCGGAGUGGAGGAAAGGACAUGUGAACAGGGCGGCCGCUGGACAAGUCAAAUACCAAAUUGUAGAAGACGUGAAUGUGCAAAGCCGCCUUUCAUUUCAAAUGGCUACUUCACAAACAGUGCCUAUUAUUUUGGUGAUGUAGUGACAUACCAUUGCAAUGAAGGGUAUGACAUUGAGGGAGAUACUAGUCUGACGUGUCAGGCUGACGGUUCUUGGACACCGUCUCCUCCUACGUGUGCCCCGGUAGAAUGUCCAGCAUUAAGAAACAUACGCAACGGAUUAGUCACUACGCAUGGACGCACUUUUACCAGUAAAGCGGAAUAUUCCUGCAAUCCAGGCUACGAGUUAGAGGGAGAGUCUAUCAGGAUAUGCCAACCGGAAGGAUAUUGGUCUGGCAAUGCCCCUACUUGUCAACCAGGUAGCUGUUCUCCCCCAUUCUCUAUCACAAAUGGUAACGUGGAUUUCAAAGAGCUGAAACUCGGUUCCGUGGCUACAUAUGAAUGUGAUGCUGGUUAUGAACUAGAAGGAAAUGAUGUGCGAAGGUGUAUGCCUACCUUGUCCUGGUUCGGCACGGAUCCUGUCUGUAAUCCUGUUAGAUGUAGUGAUCCACCAACUAUUGACAACGGAGGACGAACAACCAACGGGUCAACGUUUAACUCGUUGGCUUCAUAUUUCUGCGAAACAGGUUAUUCAUUAGAAGAUACCUCUACGUUAAUUUGUUCGGCCUCCGCAGAAUGGGCAGGAGUAGUGCCAUCUUGUAACAUAGUGCGGUGUGAAUCACCCUCGUCGGUUACAUCAAAUGGCCGUAUGUACGGGUCAGAUUUCACCUUUAAUAAUACGAUCCACUAUGAAUGCGAUGUCGGAUAUGAUUUGGUGGGUGCAGCAAACAGAACUUGUCUAUCUAAUGGAGAAUGGGAUGCUACCAUACCUAUCUGUGAAAUAGUCAAUUGUAACAGAGCCUUUCUAUCGAAUGGAUAUCCUUCCACAUUUAAAACUGAAUAUGGCUCUGUAGUCUCGUAUACUUGUAGAUCAGGCUAUGUUUUGUUUGGGUCCUCCGAGAGAACGUGUCUGGAGAGUGGUAGGUGGAGCGGUCCAUCGCCGGUCUGUGUUAUCUGUGAUCCACCACCAGUAGUUGCUUUCGCCACGUUUACGGUUUCUAAUGACGGUGUUGUUACGUAUGAGUGUAAUACUGGAUAUGACCUUACAGGGCGGCGUGAACUGGAAUGUCGCAUCGAUGGCAUCUAUCCAGAUAGUCCACCCAAAUGCAUUCCAAAAGCAUGCUCCAAUAUAGAAGAGGAGGAGAUUUUUCAGAAUGGGACCAUUACAUUGGAUGGGAUAACUGUAGGUUCGACCGCAACGUACAGCUGUGAUGAGGGAUUCAUAAUAGUUGGCAGCGGCACAAGAAGGUGUUCUUCAGACGGAAGAUGGAAUGGAAUUUUGCCAUUUUGUAAUAUUAUCCGAUGUGCAGGCUCGUUUUCCAUACAAAAUGGUGACAUAGAAAAUGAAUUUGACAACGUAUAUGAAACGGUGUUAAUGUUCAAGUGUAACGAAGGUUAUUACAUGACUGGUAAUCCAGCAAUCACUUGUCAAUCGAACGGAACAUGGAACGGAACAGAACCUACAUGUAACCAGAUAGAGUGCCCAACCCCAGAAAAAAUAUUGAAUGGAGUGGUUGAUUUCGCUGCCGUUGGGUAUGGUAGCAUUGUUACAUACACCUGUGAAACAGGUUUCGAAGCAAAUGGUAAUUUGACUAGAAUAUGCGAGUCAAACGGAAAUUGGUCGGGUGACCCUCCGACAUGUACUACUUUUUCGUGUCUCCCGCCACAGCCAAUUGAGAACGGGGAAAUCCUUGGUAAUGUCUACAAUCUUGGAAGUCAGAUACGAUAUCGCUGUAACCCGGGCUAUAUUCUUGACUCGAUCCCGUUCCGUUUGUGUAUGUACAGCAAGAUUUGGUCCGGCCCAGAGCCAACCUGUAAUAAGAUACGUUGUAUACCACCACGGACACCGCCUAAUGCCAGAAUCACGAGUCCACGACAGCCAAACUACCACUUUGGGGAUACCAUUCAGAUAGACUGUAACGAAGGUUUCGAACUAUCUAGAGGACAUCAUACAAGAAGAUGCGAAGCAACAAGGAAGUGGUCACGCCCAUUCCCCCGAUGUACAAUCAUAAUGUGUGAUGAUAUUCCAGCCAAACCCAAUGCGAUGACAAGCCUCUUGAAUGGGUCAACAACUUAUAACAGUAUGGUUGAGGUACGGUGUAACGAAGGUUUCAAAAGCAUAGGGGGGUCGGUUGUUACUGCAACGUGUGGGUUGGACGGCAGGUGGUCGGCAGUACGUAUAGAGUGCUCGCGAGCAGAAUGUGAAGACGUCCCGGUCAUAAGUAAUGCACGUGUUAUUGGCGACAGUUUCCUCUAUGGUGAUACACUUACUGUAGAGUGCAUGGAUGGGUAUUCUAUCAGUGGUGAUGCUCAAUUAACAUGUAAAGGGGACGGAUCUUGGUCAGCGACUGUCAUUCCUGUAUGUUCGAUAAUUUCAUGUGGAAAUCCAGGGGAGUUUGAAAAUGGACAGAUUGAGGGUUCAGAAUUCAAUUUUAAUCACGAAGUAGUCUAUUCAUGUGGAUUUGGAUAUGAACUUGUAGGAUUGGGAAGACGAACUUGUCAACAGAACGGUUCUUGGAGUGGUUCUUUACCUACAUGCCGACUCAUAACGUGCACUGCUCCGUCCAUUUGGAAAGGCUCGCCUUCUCUGGUUAAAGUCCAAUAUGUCGUUGCCGACGUGGCAUCAUACAAUUGUGAUGAAGGCUAUGUCAUGGUUGGUAACUCUGAUCUAGUCUGCACAUCUGAAGGAUCGUGGAAUGGCACUCUACCACAAUGUGACAGGAUUACCUGUCCAAAGCCGGAGAGGAUUUUCAACGGUGAAGUCAUGGAAAACGGCGUCGUUUACCAAAGUCGUGCUAUUUACACGUGCGAUGAAGGAUUUGAUUUGGAAGGUGAAAACAUCUUAACAUGCAUAGAGAACGGAAAAUGGAGUGCUAAAUUCCCUUCCUGUAAUCCUGUGAGCUGUGGUGAACCCACGUUCGUCGCCAACUCUGGACGUGUAGGAGAUUUGUAUACAUAUGGAAACCUUCUCACCUACUUCUGUGAGGAUGGGUACACUCUGGUUGGGGAUGACGUUCUAGUGUGUCUAGAGGAUGCGUCAUGGUCAAGUCUCCCACCUCAAUGCGAGCCGAUCUCUUGUGGGUCUCCGCCGCAGGUAUCUGAGGCAAUUCUCAAUGGAGAUGAUUUCAGUUUUAAGAAUAGUGUGUACUACACCUGUGAAGCAGGAUACGAACUAGAGGGGAACGAUGUACUUCGUUGUGCUGCGAACAGUCUUUGGGAAGGGGACAUACCAAUCUGUUCCCCCGUUGACUGUGGGCCACCACCAGUGCUGCCACACUCUAGCACUAUUAUCAUGGGCACCACCUUCGACAGUGUCGUCACCUUCUACUGUGAUUCAGGGUUUACCCUCAGCGGAGAUCCGAUGGCAAAAUGCUCUGUGAAUGCAACGUGGAAUAUUGACCGAAAUCUCAGAUGUAUCGCGGUGGACUGCGGUCCUCCUCCGGUGUAUCCGAAUUCAGUAGCGUCUGUGACAUCAACGCGCUAUCCUUCGGAGGCAGUUUAUUCCUGUGCCAUUGGAUUCGUUAUGUCUGCGAAUGCUGUAUUACGCUGUAACAGAACCGGACAUUGGGCUGGGUUGUCUCCACGUUGUGAUAAAAACAGCUGCGGCGCACCAAAAACUCGAUCUAACGUUAUCGUUGUCGGUAGUGAUUAUCUUCUUGGAGGAACUAUAACGUAUUCCUGCCCUGUUGGUUACACUUUAAAUGGAGAAACGACAGCAAGAUGCACAUCAGCUGGAGAAUGGAGCAGCUCUUCGCCGGAUUGCCAAAUUAAUUCGUGUGGGACAUUCCCUAUAUUCGAUGCAAACGUCAUCCUUACGACCGGGAGAAAAGAUGAGUAUGUGUAUGGGGACCACAUCGAAUUGAUCUGCAGAGAAGGAUAUGUUAUAACUGGGACGUCGUUCUCCCAGUGUCAGGCUAAUGGAAGAUGGAGUUCUGUGAAUCCCACUUGUAUUGAAGAAAAUGUUGAAGCCUGUCCUGAGCGACGUGAUUUGCCGAAUGCGCACACCAUACCUUCAGCUUAUAGAGAGGGCGAGAUGUACACAGUACAGUGCAUGACGGGAUAUCAUGGUGUUGGUAACAUGGAAAUCACCUGUACUCCGGAAAAUGUGUGGUCGAAUCCAAGUGGAGUAUGUCGAAGAGUGUCAUGUGGAAAACCUCGAGUGACAGACAUGGUAAAUGUCAUCCGAAUAUCGGGCCGCUCCUAUCUCUACGGAAACAGGGUACAAUAUCAGUGUCGCCCUGGGAUAGCUCCAGUCAAAAUACCACCCAUAAUAACAUGCCAAGCAACUGGUAACUGGGACGGUGAAAUUGCCUGCUCACUUCCCUGUAAAGGCGGAUGCUUUAACGGUGGACGUUGUCUUGGUUUGUAUGGAUGCAAGUGUCCCACCGGUUAUGGCGGCAGGCGAUGUGAAAAGGCGCUGUGCAUUUUACCCUGUCUACACGGUGGAAAGUGCACGGAUCCAUAUCGCUGUUCCUGUCCCCCGGCUUACACUGGUGUCAGAUGUCAAAAACCAAUCUGCCACCAGCCCUGUCAAAACGGGGGAAGAUGUAUCAAGCCAAACAGAUGUCAGUGUCAACAUGGCUUCAAACCACCUUUCUGUGCAAUAGGCAAAAGAGAAGAGACUGACAACCUUCUACUAAGAGGCUACUAAUAUCAUCCUAUAUCUUGUCAGAGAGGGGAGGACCUCGUAACCAUUUAAUUUUCGGGACCAAUCUCCUUUACCGGCCUUAGCCACAUAACAAACAACAUGUCACAUCCACAUUCAUAUAAUAUCCGACAAAAUGAUUUUAAAAUCAACUAUAUGUUACAUUUCAAAACCAACUACAUCAUACUGCAACUAGAUCAUUUAAUGUCUAUAUAGCUACUGCAGGUGUUUUAAUUUAAACAUCGCCUGGAAGAUGUGCUUACCUUUAAGGAUGUUUCCAAAACAUAACUUAUGUUAUCAAUCAAUACGCAUGUAUAUUCACAUACUUAUUCUAUCCUAAAUUGUAAUUAUUUCGAUAUGGUGUUGGUUUAGUUCCGGCUUUGCAAUUAUACACCCAUCGACAGCAGCACCAACUCAUAUCAAGUUUGUCAUAAAAUUCACUAGAUGUGAAGCAUCUACAUAUGACUUAUCCAAAUGCUGCACCUAUAUUUAUAUAGAAUGACAUCUAUGUGAUGAUUGACAAUUCUCCCGGUGAUCGUCUUGUUAUAGUAUAGUUUUAAUUGAAAGAAAUUAAAGAUCUGUUUAAU
Messenger RNA from Pecten maximus, 11373 nucleotides. Its product is annotated as sushi, von Willebrand factor type A, EGF and pentraxin domain-containing protein 1-like. Lineage: Eukaryota; Metazoa; Mollusca; Bivalvia; Pectinida; Pectinidae. The coding region runs from base 74 to 10792 and encodes 3572 amino acids. The transcript has 35 exons. Gene Ontology annotation, cellular component: membrane. Gene Ontology annotation, molecular function: G protein-coupled receptor activity; calcium ion binding. The record is from RefSeq and is a predicted model, not a curated record.